Molecule: messenger RNA, 1911 nt
Organism: Periconia digitata
Lineage: Eukaryota; Fungi; Ascomycota; Dothideomycetes; Pleosporales; Periconiaceae
Source: the annotation of a GenBank genome assembly
AUGCGAUCAGUUCUUCUUCCCGCUUUCGGGACUUUAUUCAGCCUUGGAGCGUCAGGGGCCCAGAUUUUCUGUGACACCAAGCACGAUCCUGCAGCUGUUUCGAGCGCAGCACUUGCUGUCCAAGAAACGGAACGCUGCAUUUCCCAAGCAUUCAUCUUAACAAUCACUCGUCUGAACAGCAAUGACCUGCCCUCCAACGUGCAAAAUUGCGUCAGUCAACUCCAAAGCAUCAUCGACAAGUGCCUUGCCGCUCCUGAGAGUGCUUUGGGAGGCACUUUGGAAACUGAUCAGGUGCUAUACGAUAUCGCUUUGGUGGACGCCGAGGAUGAAGCUCGAGUCCAGAAGAAGUCAGUGCGUGUGAAGAGGGCUGGAAGGAAUACAUCAAGGGAUAAAUCAAAGACCACUUCGCCGCCCGCAUCAAAGACCACAUCGAAGCCUGUAUCAAAGACCACAUCGAAGCCUGUAUCAAAGACCACAUCGAACCCUGUAUCAAACACCUCAUCGAAGCCUGUAUCAAACACCUCAUCGAAGCCUGUAUCAAACACCACAUCGAACCCUGUAUCAAACACCUCAUCGAAGCCUGUAUCAAACACCACAUCGAACCCUGUAUCAAACACCACAUCGAACCCUGUGUCAAACACCUCAUCGAAGCCUGUAUCAAACACCACAUCGAACCCUGUAUCAAACACCACUUCCAAGCCUGUAUCAAAUACAUCAUCACAGUCCAAACCAACCUCAUCACAGACGUCUGCUUGUCCUGCUCCUGGCCAAAACAACACACGAAUAGAUGGCAAAGGGCAAACGAACCCCCAGCAAAAACGAGCAGAUCGCACCGACCCAGGCGGAUCGCGAGGUGAUCCUGCGCUCUUUGACUGUGGGAAGCCCUAUGAUAGAUAUUACAGAGAACACAAGAAUCUGGAAGGAAGCGCCGAGACCACGUGGUGGACAUACCGCAAGAAAAAUGGCUGGGACGGAUCAGGUCUCCUCAACUCGCAUGGAGUCCCCAAAAAUUCCAAAGCCUACAAGGUUCUGGACGUGAUGAGAAACAAUGGGAAAUUCGACGUCAUCAAAAUCACAGGCGGCAACGUGUAUACUCGUGGUCAUCCCGACGGGCCACACGUGCAUGGAACGCGUUAUAAAGACUACACUGGACUCACGGGCCAGUAUCUCAUCAUCAAUGGCGGCUUCUUCAAGCCCAACAGUCCCGACAAAUACGCUGCUGUCGGCGAGACGAGCCCAGGAGUGACGGAUCUUCGAUUGGAUGCUGUUGAACCUUACAAGGCCCACUACGAACGGAUCACAGGUGUUGAUGGAGAGUACAUUUCGAGCGGACCCAACAUCAAAACGUCAUGGAAGCAGCCCAAGGACGUGUCAUGGACUUACAACAAACAACUCAAUGGUGGAGAAGUAAUCCCUGGCAGUCUCUCCCACACUAGCGAUCCAAACGAGCGUCUCGCCAUCGCUUACAACACUAAUGGCGACAAAUACGUUUUUGUGUACACUGUAGAAAAUCGCGCAGCACACGGGCUCAACAUGCACGGAUGGAGAAAUUUGAUUAAGGAGUGGUUGCAAAUCUGGGAACGCAAGGACAUCACGCAAAUGGAACAGGUCACCAAUCUGGACGGCGGAGGCAGUAUACAGGUAGUCUUCAAGGGGAGUUAUAGGAGAGCCAGGCCGAUCAGGAUAGCCCAGGGAAACAUCGGUGACACUAUCCCUGGUAAACAUCCAGAAAAUGAUAAGGAGGAAAGAAAGGUGGCUAACCUGAUCAUGAUUUCACCUGGACAAUUAACUUUCCCAGCAGCACUACCGCCUGGAGAGGAUGCCGUAUUAAGCGAAAACGACAGCGACAACGAUGCCGACAGCGAUCCUGGGAGCCCCGGCGUAGGUCCCAGCAACCCACCUCCCAGUUAA